This is a messenger RNA of Astyanax mexicanus (Mexican tetra), 4779 nucleotides long. RefSeq names its product cadherin 11, type 2, OB-cadherin (osteoblast) (gene cdh11). Gene Ontology annotation, molecular function: cadherin binding; calcium ion binding. Gene Ontology annotation, biological process: adherens junction organization; cell-cell junction assembly; homophilic cell-cell adhesion. Lineage: Eukaryota; Metazoa; Chordata; Actinopteri; Characiformes; Acestrorhamphidae. The transcript is spliced from 13 exons. The record is from RefSeq and is a predicted model, not a curated record. The coding region runs from base 932 to 3331 and encodes 799 amino acids. Gene Ontology annotation, cellular component: adherens junction; catenin complex; plasma membrane.
CGAACGAGAGGAGAGAGAGAGAGAGGGAGAGAGGGAGGGGGAUUCGCUCAGCCCCCGGCAUCACAGCAGCAGCGGCAGCAGCAGUGGCAGCAGCAGUGGCAGUGCGUGUGUGUGAGAGGGAGAGAGAGAGAGUGUGUCCUGCUCGCUCGCUCGCUCUGGGCUGAGGAAGAAGAGGAGGAGGAGAAGGAGGAGGAAGAAGGGCGAGCUUCUGUUUUUCCCACUCAUUCCGGAUCCUCCAGUGUGGAUAAUGCUCCGGCUCUAUUCCCGCUCUCUCCACUUCUGACACCAAUUUUUUUCUGGGGGGAACAAAAUCCAGGAACGCUCUAUAACUGGACUUAUCGUGGACUGAGGACAACAUCUGGAUUGAUUGAUUGAUUUGAUUGAUUUGAUUGAUCGCCGAUCAGGAAAAAAAAAAGAAAAACGAGAAAAAAAAGAAAGAGAGAGAGAAAGAAAGAGAGUGUGGGAAUCAGGCGGACAGACGGACGAAAAAACGAAAGCCGGAUCCUCUGGGAUGUUGCUUGAAUGUUAAAGAGAGGCAGCGGCGGAGGCAGCAGCAGCACUGGUGGUGGCGGCGGCGGUGGAGUGUGUGUGUGAGAGAGUGUGUGAGAGUGUGUGUGUGUGCGUGAGACGUUAAUGGGACAGCGAGGACUCGGAGUGUGACUAGGAGCACAAAAAAGGCUGCACCGGAAACUGAAGGUGGACUAACUGAGACGCUUGAUCUGGAAGAAGGGGGCGGGUCUACCAAAUGAAUAGGAACAGACGCUGGAGGACCGGACGCUGGUGAUGUGGCCACAGUGAGUGAGGUUGGAGCUUCAACGUCCUGCAGAAAGACUCUCCAGAGAUUGAAUCUCCAUUUCCAGGCGUUUCCCGAGGACGGCCCUGAACGGAGACGGACAGUGCUGCGGCCGGCGGCGGACAGACGGUGGACAGGAUGUGGGAGGGGCUAAGGCUGCGAGUGUUGUUGUUGUGUCUGGGGGCCGUGUUGUGGAGCUCGGCCGUGGCGGCCAGGUCCAGAGGCCCUCAGGAUCGGGGCCACAGGCACCACCACCCUUCCAUCUACAGACACAGAGAGAGGCAUAAGGAGGGCCAGGUCCUCCACCGCUCCAAACGAGGAUGGGUGUGGAACCAGUUCUUCGUCAUUGAGGAAUACACAGGUCCGGACCCGGUACUGGUGGGAAGGCUCCAUUCGGACGUGGACAUGGGGGACGGCAACAUCAAAUACAUCCUCUCAGGAGAAGGAGCCGGAACUAUUUUUGUCAUCGAUGACAAAACUGGAAAUAUCCACGCCACCAAGACGCUGGACCGAGAGGAGCAGGCGGAGUACACGCUGACGGCCCAGGCGGUGGCGCGAGACACCAACAAGCCCCUGGAGCCUCCGUCAGAGUUCAUCGUGAAGGUGCAGGACAUCAACGAUAACCCACCGGUGUUCCUCCACGGACCGUACUACGCCAACGUGGCUGAAAUGUCUAAUGUUGGUACGUCAGUGAUACAGGUCACGGCGUCGGACGCAGACGACCCAACGUACGGGAACAGCGCUAAACUGGUCUACAGCAUCCUGCAGGGCCAGCCCUACUUCUCCAUCGAGCCACACUCAGGAAUCAUUCGGACCGCCCUGCCGAACAUGGACAGAGAAGCGAAGCAAGAGUAUGACGUGGUCAUCCAGGCCAAGGACAUGGGGGGUCACAUGGGUGGUCUGUCUGGAACGGCGCAGGUCAAAAUUACUCUUACCGACGUCAACGACAACCCACCUAAGUUUGCCCAGGGUGUGUACGCCAUGUCCAUCUCAGAGGACAAGGUCCCGGGAGAGGAGGUGGGACGUCUGAAGGCCAGGGACCCGGACCAGGCGGAGAACGGGAUGGUGGACUAUAACGUGCUGGAGGGAGACGGCAUGAACUUCUUCGAAAUCAGUAAAGACUCAGAAACCCAGGAGGCCGUUGUCAAGCUGAAGAAGCCCGUGGACUUCGAGACCAAGCGCUCGUACACGCUGAAGGUGGAGGCCACUAAUUCACACAUCGACCCCCGGUUCCUCAGCUGGGGGCCGUUUAAAGACACCACCAUCGUGAAGAUCUCGGUGGAGGAUGCGGACGAGCCCCCCACCUUCAUGGCGCCCAGUUACAACUUUGAGGUGGAGGAGAACGCUCCUGGAGGGACGCUGGUGGGACGGGUUCAUGCCAGAGACACGGACAUCGCUAACAACCCCAUCAGAUAUUUAAUCCCUCGCUACACAGACUUGGAGGAAUUCUUCACCAUCAGCCCCGAGGACGGCAUGAUAAAGACCACAAGGCAACUGGACCGCGAAAGCCAGGCUUGGCACAACAUCUCCGUCAGCGCUACAGAGAUUGGCGGACAUCACCAGGAUGCGAAGGUUCGCGUCAACAUCAAAGUCAAGGACGUGAACGACAACGCCCCCGAAUUCGCCACUCAGGAAGAAGUGUUCAUGUGUGAAAACGUCUCCCCCGGCACAAUUAUAAAGACGGUGAGCGCUGUGGAUAAGGAUGAAAUGGCACACCGCCAGCACUUCCACUUCAGCCUCGCCCCCAAGGUGGCAAACAACCUCAACUUCUCUCUGAAGGACAACAGAGACAGCACAGCCAACAUCAUGGUGAUCCGGCGGGGUUUCAGCAGGGUGGUGCAGGACAUCUACGAGCUCCCCAUAGAGAUCAAUGAUAAUGGAAUCCCCCCCAUGAGCAGCACCAACACCCUGCUGAUCCGGCUCUGUAGCUGCGACAGUAAAGGAACUUUCCUGUCCUGCAACGUGGAGCAUCUUGUCCUGCCGGCUGGACUCAGCACCGGGGCUCUGAUAGCCAUCCUCGCCUGCAUCGUCAUUCUGCUGGCGAUCGUGGUGCUCUUCGUGGCUCUCCGGCGGCAGAAGAAGGAGCCCCUGAUUGUGUUUGAGGAGGAGGACAUCCGCGAAAACAUCAUCACCUACGACGACGAGGGCGGUGGCGAGGAGGACACCGAAGCGUUCGACAUCGCCACUCUGCAGAACCCGGACGGCGCCAAUGGCUUCCUGCCACGCAAGGACAUCAAACCAGAGCUGCAGUGCUCCCUGAGGCCUGGAAUGAGGCCGGUGGCGAACAGCGUGGACGUGGACGAUUUCAUCAAAACCAGGAUUUCUGACGCGGACAACGACCCGACCGCCCCACCGUACGACUCCAUUCAGGUCUAUGGCUACGAAGGCAGAGGCUCCAUUGCGGGUUCCCUCAGCUCUCUGGAAUCGGUGACUACAGAUUCGGACCUGGACUACGACUACCUCCAGAGCUGGGGACCGCGCUUCAAAAGACUUGCCGACCUUUACGGCACCAAAGACUCGGCCGACGACAACUCCUAACGACCACUUUUGGGUUUUUUUGGUUCUUUUUCGAGGGUUUUCCUUUGUCGAUUCUUCUUACACCUUGCUCCCAUCACUUCCACUAACUAUGUGUACUGUGUGAAGUUUACUAUAAGUAUUCAACGAGUUCAUUUACUAUUUAUAGUAAACUUUUUUAGGUUGUUUCGUUCGCUUGUUACGAGUAUACGCAUCGGUAUACUGCAGAAACGGUAGAAGAUCAUUUCUUGUAGGGUACGAUUGGAAGAUCCGAAGAUCGGAAGUUGAAAGAGAUAGGAAUGGGUACAAAAUCAAAAAAUUUAAAAAGAAAGAAAUAAGAAAAACAAUGAUAAAAGGAAAACGUGAAUAAAAAAGAGACACCUCUGCGGGAUGUACGGAAGUUCAAAGAAAUGUGCGGCGAUGUCAUUUAAGAACAAAAAAGAAACGCAAUGUAUUUCACUUUCCUUGUUCGUAAGGUGGGUCACAGAAAGACGUGGAAAUGCUGAUACUGUGAAUGAGCUCACAACGGAGAAAAAACAGUUGCCUUAUUAUAAACGAAGAAAAAAAAAACACAAGAAAAAAAAAAAAAAAAGAAACAAUGUCAGCAAACUCAGACUUCUGUCUUGUCUCUUCUGUAGCGCCUCCUACUGGCCAUCGGAGGAUCUGCCCAAACAGGACAAAACAUCAUCGUCUAGUUCUUCUUCCUCUCGUUCUUUUAUUUGAUUUUCAUUUCAUUUUUUUGUUCUUCUUUUUUUUUAAAUAAAAAGACCCUGAAGUUGGAUCUAACAAAGGCAGACAAAAUACAAACAAUAGAACAAACAGACAAACAAACAAACAAACAAACAGACAGACAAAAGCCAACAAACAAACUUCCCCCGCUAACUUCUUCGGGCCGACGCCACCGGCGAACAAUCACAGAGAAAGACACGUGAGCUCAAAAAAAACGCCUUAAAUUCACGGACACUCUUGCAGCGCAGUGCAUUUUCUUUUUGUAACUUGAAAACUAUAUCCUAAAGCAAGCUAAAGUCCAUAUAACGUAUGUACAGAACAAAUGUGCAGAUAUGUCUCUUGAGGAUCAAACUUGCGCCUAUUGGUUCAUGUUAAAUUUUGUUUUUUUAUGAUUACUAUUAUUAUUAUUAUUAUUAUGAUUAUCAUUAUUAUUUUUUCAGUCUCUUCAUUUCUUCCUUUUCUUUAACGGCGUAUAUUAUUAUUAUUAUUCUCCCCUGUGAGAAAAAUAGCAAUCUGUCCUGUCGCAGUGAGAAACAGCUAAUUUCUAUGUCAAUUUUAUGGUAACUAUUUGUACAAUUUUGAAAGUUCUUAUUUUAGUAUACAUACGAAUAUCAGUAUUUCAACAUGUAAGAAACUGUUACAGCAUCACACUUAUAUUUUAUGAACAUUGUACUGUUGCUUUAUUAUGUGCUUCAAUCUACGAAGCGGAAAACUUUGAAAUAAAUGCUCUUUUUAUAAAAUAA